AUGAGCCCUGCUUUGCCACCUCUUUACUUCAACGACAAGGUAUCGCCGUCUACCUCCGCAGCGGUGGCAAUUCCGCCAGAAGUGCUACACUGCAUUGUGGACUACAGCACGUGGGGAGUUUUGGCUAAACUGGCGUCAGUCCAAACGUCAUGGUCGCAGAUUAUGUACGACGCAGCGGAUGGAUCGACGCAGUCGAAAUGGGAUCUCGCGCAGGCCAUGCUAGAAGGCACUAGCGGUUUAGAGGUGAAUGAAACCAAGGCAAUGGAACUCCUACUGUCACUCUCACAAGUUGAAACCCAAAACGACAUCCCCGUGACCGACGUUUCUGCCACAAAUGGUCCUUGCUUUGCACCAGCUAUGAAACAAAUCGCUACCUGCUAUUUAGAAGGCGUAGGCGUCCAAAAACCCGAUGCCGACAAAGGACUGGCUUGGUUGAAAGCUGCCCACGAUGUAGGUGCAGAUGUGGACGCUGCUCAUCAAGUUGCCGUCAUUUACGAGUACGGCUCCUUCGGAGCUGAGCACGACGUCGUCGCAGCGGCAGCCUGGUUUCGAAAGGCGGCACUGACUGGACAUAUGGAGGCCAUGGCGGAACUUGGACUCUGCUACGAGCUGGGUUGCGGUGUGGAACAGUCGGACGAGGAAGCUUUGGAGUGGUACAUCAAGGCAGCGGAGAAGGGACACUUGACGGCGAAAUACUCCGUCGGGGAGGCUUUUGAAGAAGCUCGCGGUGUGCCACAAAGUGACGAAGAAGCCUGCCUUUGGUAUUUUAAAGCCGCUAUAGAAGGAGACGAAGACAGUCGACGAGCUUUGUGCCGCUUGGAAGACAUUGCGCGAAUCGUGGUCCCCGGAGUGGCCGCUCUUCUCAAUGCUUGA
Phaeodactylum tricornutum CCAP 1055/1 is the source of this 873-nucleotide messenger RNA. RefSeq lists its product with no specific name. Bases 1 to 873 code for a protein of 290 amino acids. Gene Ontology annotation, molecular function: protein binding. The record is from RefSeq and is a predicted model, not a curated record. NCBI's taxonomy places the organism in Eukaryota, Bacillariophyta, Bacillariophyceae, Surirellales, Neidiaceae. The transcript has a single exon.